Lolium rigidum is the source of this 1296-nucleotide messenger RNA. Its product is annotated as patatin-like protein 2. NCBI's taxonomy places the organism in Eukaryota, Viridiplantae, Streptophyta, Magnoliopsida, Poales, Poaceae. Gene Ontology annotation, biological process: lipid metabolic process. The coding region runs from base 1 to 1296 and encodes 431 amino acids. The transcript is spliced from 5 exons. Gene Ontology annotation, molecular function: glycerophospholipase activity; monoacylglycerol lipase activity. The record is from RefSeq and is a predicted model, not a curated record.
AUGGCGGCCAUGAAGGUCCCGUUGGGGCAGAGCAACGAGCCCCUGACCCUGAACCCGGCGCAGCGGAUGCUCAGCCGUGGCGCCUCGUCGUCGCUGGGGACUCCCAGGACCCCGCCGCCGUCCUACGGGAGCACCGUCACCGUGCUCAGCAUCGACGGCGGCGGCGUACGCGGCAUCAUCCCUGGCACCAUCCUCGCCUUCCUCGAGAAAAAGCUCCAGGAGAUCGAUGAGGACGACACCGUAAGGCUCGCGGACUACUUCGACGUGAUCGCCGGAACGAGCACCGGAGGGCUCGUAACCGCCAUGAUCACCGCGCCCAACGCCCAGGGCCGCCCGCUCUUCGCCGCUAAGGACAUCAACAGCUUCUACCUCCAGCACAGCCCUAGCAUCUUCCCUCCUGCCAGAAAAUGGCCUUUCAGUUUGGGUCUGUUCAAGAGCUUGAUGGGACCCAAGUACAACGGCAAGUACCUCCACAAGGUCGUCAAGGAGCUGCUCGGCGACACGCGGCUCAACCAGACGCUCAAAACCGUCAUCAUCCCUACCUUCGACAUCAAGCUCCUCCAGCCUACAAUCUUCUCAACUUACGAUGCCAUCAAGGAUGUCUCCAAAAACGCUCUUCUCUCGGACGUGUGCAUCGGCACCUCCGCUGCGCCCACCUACCUCCCCGGACACCAUUUCCAGACAAUGGACGGAGAGGGAAAGCCCCGGGACUUCAACCUCAUUGACGGAGGGGUUGCCGCAAACAAUCCUACGCUGCUGGCGAUGACCAACGUAAGCAACCAGAUCCUCAUGGGGAACCCGGACUUCUUCCCCAUCAAGCCCGCUGACUACGGCAAGUUCAUGGUGCUCUCCCUCGGCACCGGCACCUCCAAGAUCGAGGAGAAGUUCGACGCACUGCAGAGCAGCAAGUGGGGCCUUCUCGGGUGGCUCUACAACAGCGGUGCCACGCCCAUCAUCGACAGCUUCAGCCAGGCCAGCUCCGACCUCGUCGACAUCCACACCUCCGUGCUCUUCCAGGCGUUGCACGUCCAUAAACGCUACCUCCGCAUACAGGACGAUGAGCUCAAGGGCGAGACGGCGUCUGUCGACGUGUCCACUCCCGAGAACCUCAACCGGCUCGUCGGCGUCGGCGAGGCGCUGCUCAAGAGGCCGGCGUGCAAGGUGAACGUCGAAACGGGGAAGAACGAGCCUGACCCCAAGAGGGGCACGAACGAGGAGGAGCUCAUCCGUUUCGCCAGUAUGCUCUCGCAAGAGCGCAAGGCCAGACUUGGUAACCAGGAGGGGCUUAAAAUCUAG